AUGGCGUCCUGGGAGGAUUUUGACGUCACAUUCCAAUUCAACCGACAUUUCACAUACGACAAAAAGCUUAUUGACACGAUCAAUGGCAAUCGUAGAUCAUUGGAAAAUCGGCUCUUUAUCGACCGACUGCUCGGUUUGACGGGCGUGAAAGCAGUUCAUGAAAAAUAUCCUCCCAAGUCCAACCAGCACCUCCGAGAGCUGUAUAAGCAGAUUCUCUUAUCGUCCUUUCCCAAUCAUCAGAAACAAGCCGUGAUCUAUUACCUUCUCCGAGAUUGCCGCGCCAACGAAGCGCUUGCCCAGUUUCUUAGACGAUGCUCUAUCCCAGACAAAUAUCAGCUAUUCAUUGAUGGGCUUUGGCAUUUGGAUCGCCUUGAGUUUCCGCUAGCAUUGCAGUAUCUCACCGAACCCUCCCUCAUCCCAACAUUUCCCGACGAAAUCCUUUACAUAUUGACCCUACCCAAGCUGCCGAAACAUGAUGACUCGUUAGCGAUAGCUUAUUACUUGACGGUUUCCCCGCCACUCGAUUCCGAGAAGGUUCAGUCAUCUUAUUUCGAGACCCUCUGUCGCGCAAGUAUUACUGAAGCAUUCUACUUCCUACGCAAAUACGAUGACUCUCGUCGAAGACAAUUUCUGGAGCAGCUCAUUCUGUUCGUCCACAAGACUCCGACCGGAAAUUUGAGAGGUCAGCGCGCAAUUGAAUUACUCAACUUACCGUUCGACAACGAGGAAGAAUCAUGGUUUGAAGAGUAUCUUCUCAAAGGAAAAGUCGCAACACUAUCUGGCGCCAAGGAUACUGUAUUGAUGCGGCGACUCGCGACUGGCAAUACCCGAGAUCUUCCACCAAGUGUGAGAUCACUAGGCGGACCAAAGAUCGAUGGCAUCAACUGGGAUGAUCUACGACAAGGCUUUAAUAGGGUUGAUUCACUCUAA
Talaromyces marneffei is the source of this 930-nucleotide messenger RNA. RefSeq lists its product as uncharacterized. The record is from RefSeq and is a predicted model, not a curated record. The coding region runs from base 1 to 930 and encodes 309 amino acids. The transcript is spliced from 3 exons. Lineage: Eukaryota; Fungi; Ascomycota; Eurotiomycetes; Eurotiales; Trichocomaceae.